AUGGCCGUUCUCAGAGCCAGGCACCUCGUUGCUACUACCCGUCACGGCGCAGCAAGAUCUCCCUCCACCUCGGGAGCCACGGCGGUCGUGUCUGGCGACUUGCAAGCACGCUUCUUCUCCCAAGUUCCUGGUUGCAAGUUCGAUUCUUUGCCGGAUCCAUCAGCGCCGAGUCGAGGGGAAGCUGUAGCUGGUGCUGGGUUUUCCGCCUUGAUGCCUCUUCCUCGCAAGCUCUGGUUUGAUGCUGAGAAGCACUUUUGGCAGAGCAAGACGUCUCGCCGUGGCCGUGGUCAAUGCGACCGAACGGAUAGUUUGGCGGUCCUCUCAAGGCACAAGGUGCCGAAGGCCCCCAGGGUGCGCGUGGUUGGCAUCGUCAACCCCCUCGGAUAA
Molecule: messenger RNA, 387 nt
Organism: Ustilaginoidea virens
Lineage: Eukaryota; Fungi; Ascomycota; Sordariomycetes; Hypocreales; Clavicipitaceae
Exons: 2
Coding region: 1-387 (128 amino acids)
Source: RefSeq, a predicted model, not a curated record